Messenger RNA from Geodia barretti, 1172 nucleotides. NCBI's taxonomy places the organism in Eukaryota, Metazoa, Porifera, Demospongiae, Tetractinellida, Geodiidae. The record is from the annotation of a GenBank genome assembly.
CAAACCACCAGCAAAGGCCCCUUCUAUACAAAUAAUCCCCCUCUACAGUCUUCAAUGAAUACCGGUGUUGGUUCCACCACUGUUGUCCCCAAUGACUUGGUCAGUGAGAACAAAGUUACCAAUGAUGCUAGCUACAGCCAGAACUCUGUAGGUAGAGACAUUGCUGCUGAGUUUGAUUCCCUGUUCAGUCCAGAAAUCCUCCUAAAAUUGGACAAUGAUCCUCAACUGAAGGGUGGCCCUUGCGGCGAUGCCCUCCCAGUUACGACAUCGCCCACCGUGGAGAAAAGCAGUGUAGCAAAGCCGACUAAUGCAUCCGCUACUUCAACCAUUACACCUUUACCUCCUGGAUCGUUGACCGAUGCUCACACCCGAGGUGUCUCCAGUUCUGAAACUGAACGUCCACUCUCUUCUGAGAGAACUAAGGGUAACGAGGAUGGUUUAAUGCACGGGCUUUUCGGAGGUGUGGCAUCCGAGGACUACUCCAAGUGUAGGUCAGAGAGGACUCCGACCAGAGACCUACCUCGCAGAGCAAGGGCCGGCCAAUCCGGCAGGGUUGACGAGAACCUGGAGGAGGAAGAUGUUGGACUCCAGAGAGCCAUGGAGCGAGUUGAUGAGAGCAGCCACCGAGCGACAUGGAACUUUUACAACGAAUGGGUCUGUCGGAAGAAGAUCAGCUUAGGUUGGCUCUGGAGCUCAGCAUGCAAGAGCAAUGUGUGGAAGAUGGUGCUAUGGACCACAAUCAUCCAGGGACCUGCCGGCCAGACACUCCCACACCUGAUACCCAGCGACCACGACGUACAAACUGGUGGGUAUAGUCAACCAUAUUGGAAAAGCAUCUUCAGGAGGUCUGCUACUAUAUAUACCCAUACUGUGACCCGUGUCCCAUCUUUUUCACAUGGGUUAAGAUAAUUGUUCUCACUGUGCUACAGGGCACUACAUUAGUGAUGUGUGCAGUGGUCGGGAGGGAGUGUGGAGAAGCUAUAACACAGCUACGUGACUGAGGCCAGAGGAGGACAUUAGACAGAGUGAGGAAAGGAACUGGCUACAUCUUCUUCUACAUGCACAAAUCUGUUCUAGGUAGCAUCAAUACCAAGAGAGCUUCUUGACCACCAUCACCAUCUGACUCAGUACACUUCUGUCAUUAUGUUUCAUGGUAUUGUUUUUACCAACAC